AUGUUUGGCAACUCGGCAUCCACCACCAGCGGGUUUGGAGGGUUUGGUUCCAACAGCACUUGGAACAACAACAAUUCGUCUCCGUUCGGAACAAACACUGUAAACAAUAAUACCUCGUCUCCGUUUGGGUCGAACACAAACACAAACACGGGAAGCUUGUUUGGGGCCCCUGCCAACACCUCCUCUGGGCUAGGCACAUUUGGCUCCAACACCAAUACCGCUGCUCCUGCCAAUGGCACUUCCUCGAACACCGGCUUGUUUGGAACAGGAUCAUCGUUCAACAGCUCAUCCUCGCCGUUUGGCCAAUCAGCCUUUGGCAACACUGGCUCCACUGGGACCACGUCAAACAGUCUUUUUGGAGCAUCGAACAAUACUGGCUCUGCUUUUGGGUCUACAGCUACGACGUCUCCGUUUGGCCAACAAUCCAAUGCACCUCGCUUUGGAUCGGCCUUGGGAGCUACCAACACCCAAAACAGAGGCACAUCUGUGACUCCGUUCAAGGCGGUAACCGAAAAGGAUCCAACAAACGGAACGCAAUACUAUGAGACGAUCACCGCCAUGCCUGAGUACUCCAAGUUUUCCGUCGAGGAGCUCAGAGUUCAGGAUUACAUCGAUGGCAGACGCUACGGCAACAAUGCUGGAUCAGCUGGGACGGGAAGUUUUGGCACAGGAACUGGUUUCGGCUCCAGUACCACCAGUGGCUUUGGAACCGCGUCCAACACCGGGGGCCUGUUUGGCCAGUCCAACAAUACUACCUCUGGCGGCCUAUUUGGACAGUCCAACAAUAACACGGGUGGAAACCUUUUUGGUGCCAACAAGCCGUCUACAGGCGGCCUCUUCGGGUCGACCAACAACAACUCCUCUGCCUUUGGCGCAAACACCAAUUCUGCAUUCGGCUCGUCCGCUGCUCCUUUCGGACAGACGAACAACUCGCCGUUCGGCCAGCAGCAGCAGUCGUCUACAUUUGGAGCGUCCUCGAGCUCGCCCUUUGGACAACAGAACAACAACACUGGCACCCUUUUUGGGAACAACAAUAACCAGACCAGCUCUCCCUUUGGACAGCAGAGCACGACACCUGCCUUUGGCUCCAACACACAGACUGGCGGUGGCAUAUUUGGCAACAACAGCAACCAGACAAGCGCCUUUGGUAGCACGGGAACGAACACGGGCAACCUGUUUGGUGCAAAUAACACUGCCAACAAGCCUGCUUUUGGCGGAUUUGGCUCGUCUGGAAACACGUCUGGAGGGUUUGGCUCGACCGGUAACACCUCUGGUAGCCUGUUUGGAAACAACAAUAACAACCAGCAAUCCGGUGGACUGUUUGGCAACAACAAUAACCAGUCGGGAGGCCUCUUUGGCCAGUCUAGCAAGCCUGCAGGUACUGGUUUUGGCUUUGGCUCAAACAACACCGCUCAGAACGGAUCACUCUUUGGAAAUAACGCUUCUGCCAACAACAAUACAUCGGCACCACUAUUUGGCAAUAACACUAACCAGAGUGGAUCACUUUUCGGCAAUAAACCAUCAACCACUCCUGCCGGAGGCCUCUUUGGAAACAACAACACAGCCAACACGACAACUGGAGGCGGCUUUGGAUUCGGCGCAAACAAUAACAACAAUGCAUCGUCGGGGACUCUGUUUGGCAACAAGCCUGCCUCCAGUGGAACCGGAUUCGGUUCGACAAACACCGCAGCCGGCUCCUUAUUUGGCAAUAAGCCAGCAUCCACCACUGGCACUCCUGGCUUCGGCGCAAACAAUAAUAACACCAACAGUUUGUUUGGAAACAAGCCGGCAGGAACAACGUCGGGUGGUCUAUUUGGCAACAACAACCAAUCGACAACCUCUGGAGGACUCUUUGGAAACAAACCAGCAACGUCUGGAGGACUCUUCGGAAACAACAAUCAACCGUCCGCAUCGACCACUUCAGGAGGACUAUUUGGUAACAAGCCUGCUGGAACAGCUUCUGGCGGCCUUUUUGGCAACAACAACCAGCAAUCGAGCGGGAUCGCAUUUGGACAAGGCCAGCAGCAACAGCAACAGCAGCAACAGCAACAGCAACAGCCUCUGGCUAAUCUGGACCCAUAUGGAACAAAUCCCCUGUUUUCGUCUGUGGGAGCUAAUACAAAUCCUAUUGUGCAACAACCUCCAGUUCCUCAGGCUAUUCCGGUGAAGCAGGUGACCAAGAAAAAGCCAAUGUUGACCUCUGCCUACAAACUGAACCCGAAACCUCUGUUUUCACCUAACGAUCUUCUGGUCACGAAGCCAGGCAGCAUUGUGGCUGUUUCAUCUCCAUCCACCGCUGGCUCGAACGGCUCCAGCAGAUCGGCCACACAGACUCUGAUCGAGGACUCCAAAGACUCUGUCAACGGCUCCAAGUCCGAAAAAAUUCUUUCGCCUACUACCGAUGACGCCAUUUUGUCUAGCUACAUUUUUGCUCCGUCCAGAAAUGUCACCAAGCUGAUCAUUGACAAAACGAAGCAAGAAGACGAGUUUGAAGGCCUCAAGACAAGCAAUCUGGUCACUCCUCGUCGUCAGAUCACCAUGAAGGCCCCGAUGAGCAGCCUGACCCCAAAACCAUACGUGUCUCCUAGCAAGACCGUGCUCGAGAACGGAAACGGCCAGGAGCACCCAGCAGGAAUCUCGAGCACCCCGAAAGCCGUGUCUGAAUCGACUUCAACGAAUGAGGAGUGGCCUGAGGGCUAUUGGAUCUCUCCUUCGUUGGAAGAGCUGCAGAAAAUGUCUGCUACACAGCUCAAAUCUGUGCCAAAUUUCAAGGUGGGCCGCACCGGCUACGGAAAGAUCGAGUUUCUCCAACCUGUGGAUCUCACUUCAAUUCUCUUGCAGAAAAUUCCAGAGAUUAUUGUGUUCGAUAAGCAGUCCUGUAUUAUCUACCCCGAUCUUAAUAGCAGACCGCCCGUUGGUGAAGGUUUCAACAUCCCAGCAACAGUGUCUCUCGAAGGAUGCUUCCCGCUGUCCAAGGACACCAAAAAGCCAAUCACCGAUCCACAUCACGCCGUUGUGAAGAAGCAUAUCAGAAGGCUGCAAAUGAUUCCAAACACGGAGUUUGUGGGUUACGACUCCAUCUCAGGUACCUGGCAGUUCAAGCUCGAGCAUGUCUAG
This is a messenger RNA of Ogataea angusta, 3117 nucleotides long. RefSeq lists its product as uncharacterized. Gene Ontology annotation, molecular function: structural constituent of nuclear pore. The transcript has a single exon. Lineage: Eukaryota; Fungi; Ascomycota; Pichiomycetes; Pichiales; Pichiaceae. The record is from RefSeq and is a predicted model, not a curated record. Gene Ontology annotation, cellular component: nuclear pore cytoplasmic filaments; nuclear pore. Gene Ontology annotation, biological process: post-transcriptional tethering of RNA polymerase II gene DNA at nuclear periphery; protein import into nucleus; RNA export from nucleus. Bases 1 to 3117 code for a protein of 1038 amino acids.